Molecule: messenger RNA, 2058 nt
Organism: Punica granatum (pomegranate)
Lineage: Eukaryota; Viridiplantae; Streptophyta; Magnoliopsida; Myrtales; Lythraceae
Source: RefSeq, a predicted model, not a curated record
UGUCGUGUCUUUCGCCCUAUGACCUGCCACGUACACCCCCGCCCACUUUAAUCUCCUGAAAACCUUUAUGCCUUUCCAAGAAGAUCAUGCUUUGCUUUGCUCUCCGGACGCCAACUGCCCGACCCAUUUUCACUUCAAAAGCUUCUCUCAACGUUCAGCGGUAACAGGGAGAAGGAGAAGCUAUCAGUCAUGGAGGUUCCAGGAGGAUUCUUGGCAAAGUCAUGGAGCUUCCUUUCCUUCCUGCCCUUCUUCUUCUUGCUCUUCCUUCUCGGCCUCCUCAAAGCGGCGGUUAUCGGUCCGGUCGUAGUAUGCAUCAUUGGGGCAGGGAACUCGGCUGUCGCAGUGGGGAUGUGGCUAGCCCACGUAGUGUGGACCUACUUCUGCGUGGCACGAACCAAGAGGCUCGGGCUGAUACUGAAGGUCCUGGUCUUGCUCUUGUUGCCGGUGCCCCUCGUUCUCUGGCCGGUGGUCGGGAUUCUCGGGAGCCUCCUGGGUGCGGUAGGUUACGGGGUGUUCGCUCCGGUUAUAGCGACUUUCGAAGCUGUCGGAGAGAACGUGACAGACAAAUUCUAUCACUGCUUUGCUGAUGGUUUUUGGUCCACAAUCGAAGGGAGCUGCACCGUGGUGCGGGACUUCACCGAUUUCUGCUUCCACUCGUACUUCUCAUUCAUGGACGAACUGAGAGAGAACUUACCAGCCAACGAGAAGCCCGUGGACGUGAAGUUAUCAAAAUUACCGAGCUGUCUGUUAGCGAGCACAGUAGGCAUUCUAGUUGAUGUUAUGCCGAUCACAGGCAUAGCCCUGUGGAAAAGCCCAUACAUGCUAUUCAGAGGUUGGAAGAGGUUGCUUGAGGACUUGAUCGGCCGGGAGGGACCGUUUCUGGAGACGGUCUGCGUCCCAUUUGCAGGCCUUGCAAUCUUGCUGUGGCCUCUAGCUGUUGUGGGUGCUGUGUUGGCUUCUUUUAUUUCCAGCUUCUUCCUUGGGCUCUACAGUGGAGUUAUUGUUCAUCAGGAAGAUUCUUUUUUGAUGGGAUUGGCAUAUAUCAUUGCGAUCGUCUCGAUGUUUGAUGAGUAUGUGAAUGACAUGCUCUACUUGAGAGAAGGGUCGUGCUUGCCGAGGCCCGUCUACAAUAGAAAUUUGAAGCCUGGGGUCGAGAAGGAAGGUGGAGGUUCCACUGACAGAAAUGAAUUCAAGAGUAUCCAGAGGGAAGGUUCGCUCAAUGCCAUUCUUCCAUCGCAGCAGUCGAGGACAUUGAAGUGGAAAAUUCAACAGUACAAGCCGGUGCAAGUUUGGGAUUGGUUGUUUAAAUCGUGUGAAGUAAACGGUAGGAUUUUCCUCCGUCAAGGUUUGAUCGAUAACAAGGACAUCGAGGAGUGUAUAGUGAGGGGAAACUGCAAGAAGUUGGGUAUCAAGCUUCCCGCAUGGACCAUUUUACAGUGCCUGCUAGCUUCAGCAAAGCUUAACUCGUCAGGGUUGCUGAUCUCUGAUGAUGUGGAGCUCACAAGGAUGAACAGCCCGAGGGACAGAGUGUUUGAGUGGUUCCUUGGACCGUUAUUGAUAAUGAAAGAGCAGAUCAAGGGUCUUGGAUUGAGCGAAGAUGAAGAGAUGUGCCUGAGAAAGAUAGUUAUGAGGUACAAGAAUGAGAAGCCCGAGGACUGGGACGACACAGGAUUCCCAUUUAGGGAUAACAUCAGAAGAGCACAGCUGCAAGCUAUAAUACGAAGAUUACAGGGAAUGGUAGCUUCAAUGUCUCGGUUACCGACCUUCAGGCGGCGAUUCAGGAACCUGGUGAAAAUGCUGUAUGCGGAAGCUGUCCAAGCCAUUGCAUCGGACAACCGUAUGGGAGUAGUGAUACCUGUCGAGGGUGACAAGAACCCAAAGGAAGCAGAGCAGAGCCCACAAGGAGCAGCCAUUGUCUGAUAGUCUUGCCGAGGAUUGUUUCCCCUUUAGUUUGCUUUGCCUUGCACUUAAAACCGUUUCGUUUCCUUCUGUAUAUAUUUGGUUGUAUGAUAAGUCACAGAAAUGUCGAUAUGCAGAAUUUGCUCUUCAAUACCAAAA